GAACUUUGCCUCGCGCCCCACUGCACAGAUAUGGGAACCAGUGUCGACGGUGAGGGGUUCCCCUCUUUCCUGACCCACGAUGUUUGCGGGGAAGGGUCGGGGUGUUUCCUUGUUGGUUCUGCCCUGAGUGGGCCAGCCUGUUAGACGACGCCGGCUCCACUCUGCAUUAUUUCAAUGCAUGUGACUGAGACCAACAUGAUUUGUAUAUGGUUUAAAUGGGGGAGUUUGCCCAUUCUCUACUCAAAAAUACUAAAUCACCACACUACAAUUUAUUGAGCGAGGAACGAAAGUCUGUACAGUUGUUGCACAGUCCGCGCAUAACCAGGCAAAACACACAAAAGCUCCACAAUGGGCAGCCGUUCUGAGAUCACAUGGCUGGAGAAGCUGGAAGAACAGCUCAAUGUCGACGUGGACUGGAUGGACCCAGAGUACGUGAAAAACAUGCCCUUCAAGCCACACGACCAGACCAGCAACCAGCACCUGGUCGACAUACAGCUCGGGCGCGAGUCGAACGCUGAGCUGCUGGAGCAGACGGCCAGGGAGCUCAAGGACGAGGGCUGGCUGGCCAUCUACACGCGCGCGGCCGUCCUGAUGUGCAAGGAGAAUAUCCCACACAUCCGUGGCCGCGUGCUCCUCCAGACGCUCCCGUCUGAUGCCUACGACACGGCCGCCACCAUUGCCCACGCGCGGCUGUACGACGCCGAGUUUGCACGCGCCGGCAUCGGUCGGGACCGCUACUGUAUCAAGAUCCCCGCGACGGGCCCAGCGCUGAGCGCGGCAAAGGUGCUCUCGGCCGAGGGCAUCCCUACGCUGGGGACGGCUGUGUUUGGUCUUGCGCAGGCUAUUGCGUGCAGUCAGGCUGGGAUGCUUUAUAUCAGCCCAUACUUUAAUGAAAUACGAGCGCACAGUGAUUUGAGCCUAGUGCCCGACGUCGAAGAUCCCGCGACGCAACAUCCCAUGAGCGCGCGUAUCGUGCAGAUUCUGGAGACGUACAAGAGACUCUACAAGGAGACGGGCAAGCAGCAACCUCUCCUUAAGAACGCAAGCUUCCUCACCGCCAAGGAGGCCAUGGCAGCCGGCGAGCUGGGCUGCCACUCGGCCACCAUCUCCCACACCGUGCUGGACCAGCUCGCAAAGCUCAGGUACGACCGCGCCGAGCAGCCCGGCGAGGGCUCCACACCCAAGCCCGUGUCGUACUACGCACAGGCGGGCCCCACCCCCGAGCGGCUGCGCAAGCUGUCCACCGUCGACCCGCUCGCGGCGGCUGACUGGGACGGGAAGCUGGCCAGCACUGACGUCGACUACCUCGCGAACGGGGGAAAGGAGCUGGAGGAGGCCAUCAGGCGGGACCCGAUCAGUGUUACGCGGCUGAAGGACGCAUUGGAGUUCUUUGUUAGCGCCGAGGAACGCAGCAAGGCGAGGGUGGAGGCGGCGUUGGCCAAAGCAUGAGAGGGUGUGAGGAGAGAAUGUGUGUGGGGGUGAAGAUUUGCUUGUUCCAGAUCUUAACCCCCACUCGAUCUUUCUAUAGGGGGACAGCUAAAUAAUCUAGUACUUUUCCCACAG
Molecule: messenger RNA, 1563 nt
Organism: Diaporthe batatas
Lineage: Eukaryota; Fungi; Ascomycota; Sordariomycetes; Diaporthales; Diaporthaceae
Exons: 5
Coding region: 349-1449 (366 amino acids)
Biological process (GO): carbohydrate metabolic process; pentose-phosphate shunt, non-oxidative branch
Cellular component (GO): intracellular anatomical structure
Molecular function (GO): transaldolase activity
Source: RefSeq, a predicted model, not a curated record